Daldinia decipiens is the source of this 837-nucleotide messenger RNA. RefSeq lists its product as uncharacterized. The coding region runs from base 189 to 734 and encodes 181 amino acids. The record is from RefSeq and is a predicted model, not a curated record. NCBI's taxonomy places the organism in Eukaryota, Fungi, Ascomycota, Sordariomycetes, Xylariales, Hypoxylaceae. The transcript has 2 exons.
AUAAGCUACCAGCCAUAGCCGCGGGGGAUUCUACAGACGCGAUCAAUACUUCUUCUCACAUCACUUACUACUUACUACAACCAAUAUACUGCAUAAGCUUCAAGCAUUAGACACGCGACUAGACGAACUACUACUACCUAGACAUAGACAGAAUACGAUACUACUUCCAUAUACCCAAGCCAAUCCCAAUGGACGACGCGUGGACAACCAGAACCCAAAGCGACGCAAGCUCGCUCAGCGGCACAACCGGCGUCUACACGCCCACACACACAACAUCAUCACCACCCGCCGCCACCUCCCUCCCCGCGCCCUUCUCUACAGACGGGGGCAUCGGGUCCGCGCCCGAAGCAGGCGAGACAUACAUGAUCCGGCACGUAGACACGGGAAAAGCCGUGACCCUAUCCGGCGGAGAACUAGUCCUACGAACCGACCCCGGUAUGAACGGGGGCUGGCGAUGGCACUGCAGCGAGACCGAGGACGGGUGGUUGCACUUCCGGGAGACGGUGUCGGGCGUCUACCUAGGACGAGACGGCUGGGGCGGAUUUCAGGCGAAUAAGCGGAGUCCCAACGGGACGGAGCGAUUGCUGAUCCGGCCUCGCGAGGCUGGAGGAUAUAAUAUCUUCGCGAUGGAUUGGUGGAAGUUGGGGGCUUUGUGUACUAGGGAUACGGACGGCAAGUUGUUUGAGACUAAGGAGGUGGCGAAGGCUUCGCGUUGGGAGUUUGUGCGGGUGUGAGAGUUAGUUGAUUGAUAUUAUUGUUUGGCUUCAUUAGGAGAUCGUCAGGGAAUAGGCAGAGAAAGCACUCGACCGGUUAGGAUGAUAAUAUCGAAACUCAUUU